Colletotrichum navitas is the source of this 459-nucleotide messenger RNA. RefSeq lists its product as uncharacterized. The transcript is spliced from 2 exons. Lineage: Eukaryota; Fungi; Ascomycota; Sordariomycetes; Glomerellales; Glomerellaceae. The coding region runs from base 1 to 459 and encodes 152 amino acids. The record is from RefSeq and is a predicted model, not a curated record.
AUGCCCUCCCAACGACCCUUCUUCCUUUCCACUUUCUUCGCCUCUUUCCGACAACAGUCCCCCUCUGCCGCGACACUUUCGUCACAACAGCCCAACAAGCAUUCCACUCAAGCGUCCUCGUCCUCGUCCUAUACAACUCAGUCCGCCGCAUCAGCGCCCCGGGCCAUCUCGUCAAAUGCACCGUCAAGUAGCGCCGGCAACGGCGGCAGUGCGAACUCAGCGACGCGCUCGUCCGCGGGGGUCGUGAACCAAUACCCACUACAUUCUCCGCGUGGAGGCGUUCCCAUUCCCGGCGGCCCGAAUCGACGGCGCGGGAGCGACAGCAGCAGCGAAGGGUUCCGCGACGUGCUGGGUGCCGACAAAUGGUACAUCGGUGGACGGACCGCCGCUGGCGAGGAGAAAUUCUUCAAGCUCGGCACCAUCCGGAGGAAAACCGUCAUGCCCUUCGCGGGAACGUAA